AGGAAAGCAUAGAAUUAUUAGAUGGAAUUUUAUGAUUCCGUCUAUAACCGGAAUCGGACUCUUCCCACCGGAAUCCAUGGCAGAUAUCGGAAAUUAAACUUUCUUGGAUACGGAAUCACUCUCCGGCCAAAGCUAAAAAGCCAAACUAGAUCUUUUUCAGACAAAAAAACAAAAUACGAUUUUUAUUCUUUUGUUAUGUUAUCGUUUAUAUUACCAGAAAAAGCAAAAGAAAAUUAAGAUGAAUGAAAAGGAAUAGAGAAACGAAAAUGGCUGAAUUUUGCUCUAACCCUAUUAGAGCUUGCCAGCCUCUGAGCUCUCUCUUCCUCCAUCCUCGCAUUCUCUUCCCCAGAACUUCUCACCAUCACACCAAUGUUGCGGGAAAAUCGGCUGUAAUUCGAACCCGGAAACAGCGGACAAGGUUUAGAAUUCUCUCCAAGUCGGAACCGGACUUCGGCAUCGUUUCAACGGCAGAGUGUUCUGACGGAAGCGUUGUAUUUCGUUUUGGAAUUGCUAAAGACGAUGAAACAUCAGUUUCGGGCGUGGAUACUGAUAAGGUUAUCGUUGAUGGCGAUGAUGCUGACACUGAAGGUUUGGUAAAUGAAAAUGGUGAAAAAUUGAGUGAGAAUUUGGGGCCUCAAAGUAGUUUAGAACAAGUGCAAUCUCAUUCUGAAGUAAGAGAAAGAAGCUACCCUGCCGAAGUAAGCAGAGAAGUCAGUGAAGAUUUUAGUGUAGUAGAGUCUGUAUGUAACGGUGUAUCAGAAACAACAUUUGAGAUUGAAACUACUGAAUCAUCUGGUGUUUCAGGACUGAGUAAAUCAUUGGUGGGAGAAACGACAUCUGAGAUUGAAACUACUGAAUCAUCUGGUGUAUCAGGACUCAGUAAAUCAUUGGUGGGAGAAACAACAUAUGAGAUUGAAACUACUGAAUCAUCUGGUGUAGAUGAAGUUUCUAUUAAUGGUGAUGUUCUCAAUGAAGAAAUACAUAGUAAAGGUGAGGAGAAUACUGUACAAAUUAGUGAGGAUAAAGUGUUACAUGGGUUGGUAUCUUCUGAUUUGUAUAGUGUAGAUGAAGCGUCUCUUAACAAUGAUGAGGACAUUGUUGGAGCUAGAAAAACUGUAUCUCAAGUUGAUGUUCUGAAUGAGCAAGUGCAUAGCCACACUGAAGAGAAUACAACACAAAUUUGUGAAGAUGAAGUUAAAGUGCAUAGCCACAUUGAGGAUAAUACAACCAUAAUUUGUGAGGAUGAAGUUUUAAAUGGGCUUCCAUCAUCGGAACUUGACACCACAACAGAGGUAUCUGAUGAUGAAGACGUUGUUGGAGAUAGAAAUACGGUUCCCCAAGUUGAUGUUCUUAAAGAGGAAGUUCAUAGCCACAUUGAGGAGAAUACACCACAAAUUUGUGAGGAUGAAGUUUUAAAUGGGCUGACAUCUUCCAAACUUGACACAGCAGAUGAUGUAUCCGAUGAUGAGGACGUUGUUGGGGCUAGAAAUAAUGUUCCUCAAGUUGAUGUUCUGAAAGAGGAAGUGCAUAGCCACAUUGAGGAGAAUACAACACAAAUUUGUGAGAAUGAAGUGUCAAAUGGGUCGGCAUCUUCCAAACUUGACACCACAGCAAAAGUAUCUAAUGAUCAUCAUACUUCUCCUGCAAGUAAUGAGGAGAGGACUGAUGUUGAAGUUGUUGACAACACAACAGAGGUAUUUGAUGAUCAUUAUACUUCUGCAAGUAAUGAGCAGAGUGCUGAUGUUGAAGUUGAAGUUCAAGUUGCUUAUCAGCAGACUAUUGGUGGAGAUGGUGGUAAUCUGCUUGAGGCAACGAUUGUGUCUUCUGCAGUACAGGCCCAAACAUCUUUGGAUGAGGAAAGGAGUCUGAGUGUAUUGAAUGAGAAUGUUGGAGAAAAGGAAACAGAAACUUCAUUAGCCAUUGCUUCUGAUGCCUCCUCCACAAAUUGCGAAGAAGAGAGAGGAAUUACAUCAAACAGCAGUGAUGUUGCUGUAGAACUGAUCUCUGAAGUUGCAGAACUUCAUUCAAAUGAAGAUGUGAUUAGUAGGGAGGAAAUCUCAACAUCCAGUCUCGUGCUAUCGACUGGUGCUGCUUUAUUGACUCAUCCCUCAAAGGCAUUCAUAGGUGCAGAAGAUGCCUAUUUUGUUGCUUCCCAAAAUUGGCUAGGUCUGGCUGACGGAGUUGGUCAAUGGUCACUAGAAGGAAUCAAUGAUGGAAUAUAUGCCCGAGAACUGAUGAAGAAUUGUGAAAGGAUUGUAUCCGAUUCCAAAGGCACUCUAGUGAAUAAACCAGCAGAAGUUCUUGUUAAAAGUGUUGCAGAAACACAAUUACCUGGAUCAUCUACGAUUUUGGUGGCUUACUUUGAUGGUCAGACUUUCCAUGUGGCCAACAUAGGUGACUCAGGAUUUAUCAUAAUCAGAAAUGGAGUUGUCUUUAAGCGGGCUUCUUCGAUGGUUCACGAGUUUAAUUUUCCAUUACAUAUUGAAAGUGGUGAUAAUCCCACCGAUCUCAUUGAGGACUACGAAAUCGACUUGGAUGAGGGAGAUGUAAUUGUUACUGCAACAGACGGCCUUUUUGACAACUUGUAUGAACAAGAAAUUGCUUCAAUUGUAUCAAAGUCACUAGAAGCCAGUUCUGAACCUCAGGAGAUAGCGGGAUUGUUGGCCGGUAGAGCACAAGAGGUAGCGCAGUCAUCAACACCAAGGACUCCAUUUGCUGAUGCAGCCAAGGCUGCAGGGUAUGUGGGAUUUACUGGUGGAAAGCUUGAUGAUGUGAUUGUCAUUGUAUCAUUAGUACACAACAAAUCCUCCUCUUAGAGUAAGUAUAAUCUCUUGAUUUGUAUCACUUGUUUUAUACCCAAGGAGAAAGAAAGAAAAAAAAAAUAAUAAUUAUGUCUAUAUAUCUUAUUGUUUUCUAGUUGCCGUAUUCAUAUUUAUGAAGCACACUUCUUGUAUAUUCUUUCAUAACAAAUUAAAAUAAAAUAAAUUAUACUGAA
Cannabis sativa is the source of this 2995-nucleotide messenger RNA. RefSeq names its product probable protein phosphatase 2C 62. The transcript is spliced from 9 exons. The coding region runs from base 243 to 2816 and encodes 857 amino acids. The record is from RefSeq and is a predicted model, not a curated record. Lineage: Eukaryota; Viridiplantae; Streptophyta; Magnoliopsida; Rosales; Cannabaceae.